AUGGCUGGCAGGCGGCUCGUUGACGCCGCAAAGCUGUUCAAUGCCUCGAAAUCAAUCGCUUCGAAGCAUGUCGCCCUUCGCUCUCAACAGCUCGAUGUCUACAACAGGACAUCGACCUUAGCUAAAGCCGUGAAAAACCAGACCGAUCGCGUCACGCUCACUGCGCAAGCCGCCAUUGCCCUCUCGAAACGCUUCAAUGAAGAUAAACCCUCGUAUACAUCUACUACGUCAUCACAAACGGCCCGCAACGACGGAGAUAUUCCCCGCAAGGACACUGUACAAGGCGAAAGGCCUCAUGGGGAUGUUAAGGCUGGACUAGAGCAAGAUCAUCAUUACGAUCGAUCAGUUGAAAAUACGAAGGCUGAGCCCCCGGCGGAGGGUGAAUUGGAUGUUCAACAAGAGAAGGCUAAACGUUCCCCAUUGGCUGAUGGGACCAUACCCUCCGAGGGAGUCAUUUUGGAUAACGGAUUGCAAGGGAAGGAUACUUUCUCGGAGAGAUCAGUCCCGGAGCCGCCGAAACAGCCGCUAGCGGAGGAGCAACAUCAAGUGCGCAAUGCAGACGAAGGCAUCAAGCCAACGGAAUCUACGCGAUCAACUAUUCCGUUACCAGGCAAACCUUCCGGAUCUCUUCCAGGCGACUCGGCCAGUGAUAAAGGGCAGUAUACACUUUCCGGCGUCGACACGAUCCAGCACGUAUCACCCACUCCCCAGGAGGCAGAGCUCCAAAAAGGCCACGAUCGCGAUGUCUUCUACGCAAGAAGCAAAGAGACGAAAUCGGAGCCAUCUUCGCUCCCACGCGAGCAAAUACCCAAAAGUACAGCGGAUAAACAGGAAAGUGAUGAUCAUGUAGAUGACGGCCGAUUAAAUCAAGAUGUGUUCUACUCAACCCCCGAGCCUGGCCAGGAAGAACUUCAACGAGAGCAAUUGCCACACGAAGUGGCCGUUCCAGAGCAAGAGCAGAUCCCGGAGGGCGUAAAUACAGACGUGUUCCGCACCAAACGUGUCUCCAGAAUGCUUGGUGGCAACCCGUAUGCGCCGAAACCUCAGCUUGAUCUUAAGGGAGCUGGCAGCACUCCUUACGAUCAUACUCGAACAGCCCAGGGACAUGAUCAGGACACUUUCAAUGUUCGCACCAGCGAUCAGAAAACUCCGUCAACACCAGAAUCGCCCCUCAGAGAGCCCCAAAGUGCAACCGAGAAGGAGAUGCAUGAUUUCGCAUCUGAGCUAGCAAAGGAUGCGGAGUCGUUGCCUGCUUCUGUAUCUGAGAUUACCGGAGAGAUAACCACAGAACCACGAAGAGCAGCGUACGAGCUGCGAGAGUCUCGGGUCCCGUCUUCGAGAUUCGGCCGACUCUGGCAGUACGCUGGCCUUGGUACUAGUAUGGCUCUUGGAGCCGUGGGAGAGUCCCUUCGACGUGCAACAGGAACGGCGGCGGCAGCCGGCGGAUCCUUAAUGUUAAGCCCGGGAAAUAUUGAGAUUCUUGUAGCGAAGCUCUCGCGCAUGCGUGGAGCUGCUCUCAAGCUUGGGCAGAUGAUUAGUCUCCAAGAUAUCAAGAUGCUUCCACCGGAAAUCCACGAGGUUCUGCAAAGAGUUCAAGACAGCGCCGACUACAUGCCGGCCGGCCAACGCAACAAAGUGCUCAUUAAGAACCUUGGUCCUGACUGGCGUGAUCUAUUCGAGACUUUCGAAGACGUUCCCAUUGCAGCAGCAUCGAUUGGCCAAGUCCACAAAGCUACCUUGCGCUCCACCGGACAGCCUGUGGCAGUUAAGGUUCAGUAUCCUGGAGUCGCAACUUCAAUUGAUUCUGAUUUGAACAAUCUGUCGAUCCUUCUCACCGCCUCUCGCCUACUGCCAUCGGGAAUGUAUCUCGAUAAAACCAUUGCUAAUGCUCGACUUGAGCUAGGAUGGGAGUGCAACUAUACAAGAGAAGCAGAAUACCAGCAACGAUUCCGCGAGCUACUAUCCGAUGACACCGACGCAUUCAUUGUUCCGAAAGUCUUCCCUGAAGCCUGUGGACCCGAAGUUCUUACUGCAGAGCUCAUGGAUGGUGUCGGCGUUACGAAGCUUCGCUCAUUAACCCAAGACCAAAGAGAUUGGAUCGGAACACAAAUCCUACGCCUUUGCCUGCGAGAGAUUGUUGAGUUCAAACUCAUGCAAACGGACCCUAACUGGACCAAUUUUCUCUUCAAUGCCGAAAAACAAAAGAUCGAGCUCCUGGACUUCGGCGCAAGCCGUGAAUACCCAGACAAAUUCGUUGACCCCUAUGUCAAUGUUCUCAUAGGGGCUUCCAAGGGUGACAAAGAUGCUAUCCGCGACCUCUCAAUCGAGCUCGGAUACCUCACCGGCGCCGAGUCUCCAACAAUGCUCGACGCACACAUCCAAUCUGUCCUUACACUCGCCGAACCCUUCGAUGCCAACGGACCUGACGUCUACGAUUUCAGCGACCAGACAAUUACUGACCGAGUGCGAAGCCUGGUCCCAGUCAUGCUGAGAGAACGCCUCGCACCACCACCAGAGGAAACCUACAGCCUCCACCGAAAACUCAGCGGAGCCUUCCUCCUCUGCGCGAAGCUAGGCAGCAGAGUCCCGUGCAAAGAGCUUUUCCAGAAUGCCGUGGCUACAUACCAUCGCGGCGGCGCCCUCAAACAGCCCACUUCCCCAAAAGAUGUAUGA
This is a messenger RNA of Aaosphaeria arxii CBS 175.79, 2673 nucleotides long. RefSeq names its product ubiquinone biosynthesis protein-like protein coq-8. Gene Ontology annotation, molecular function: kinase activity. Bases 1 to 2673 code for a protein of 890 amino acids. Gene Ontology annotation, cellular component: extrinsic component of mitochondrial inner membrane. Gene Ontology annotation, biological process: ubiquinone biosynthetic process. The transcript has 3 exons. The record is from RefSeq and is a predicted model, not a curated record. Lineage: Eukaryota; Fungi; Ascomycota; Dothideomycetes; Pleosporales.